Messenger RNA from Aspergillus chevalieri, 3072 nucleotides. RefSeq names its product putative raffinose synthase protein Sip1. Bases 1 to 3072 code for a protein of 1023 amino acids. The transcript has 2 exons. The record is from RefSeq and is a predicted model, not a curated record. Lineage: Eukaryota; Fungi; Ascomycota; Eurotiomycetes; Eurotiales; Aspergillaceae.
AUGCAGGUCAACACCACCGAACCAUUCUCCCUCCCCAUUCUCGGGCCUCAACCCCACCAAAAACAGCAGAAGAAACCAGCAUCGCAGCUACGCUUCAUCCGUCCAGCACAGAUGAGCCUGUUUGCUCGAGUAUCCUGUUAUCCGCCGCUGGGACAGGUAACAUGUCCGCAGAGGAUCCAGAAGGCGUUAGAGUUGGAGAAGGAUGAUACGCUCCGGUUCACUGUGGUCAUUGAAUCAAGCGUCUCAUUCCCAGAACAGCCAUGGGAAUCUGAGAUCUACCAUACCAUCAGCACCACACCUGCUACCAGCACCACCACGACCUACAGUAGCAACACCCCCAGCAGCGCACCAGAAUGGAAAUCCCUCCCUCUCCGCAAAGUAUCCACAUCCAGAGCCCCAAUGCUAAACGCCCAGAAAGGAGAAUACGACUACUACCGCACCGUCUUCACAGAGGAAAUCACCCUCCCGAACCAGGGCGGCUACGCGCAGUUCACAGUCAAGUACCGCUCCAGCCCCAACUCACCCUGGCAAUGGGUCAACCAGCAGAAACCAGAGGAAGUCAGGAAUGGGGAGUUGGUAUUUGCGCCGAGGGAUCAGAGUGCGCUUGCGAUUGCUAAUACUGCGGCUGCGACCGCUGCCGCGAGUGGUGCUGGCGGUGCUGGUGGUGGAGGUAUGUCGGGGACUCAGUCUACUCCGUCAUGGUACUCGGCGCCGACGCCUUCGUACUCAUCGUCAUCGGCAUCGUCGGGGGGUAGAAGUGAAUUGGGGAAGUAUUUCGAGAAUCUGUCAUCGGAGGUUGAGGUUGAGUCGCGCGUGAGUGAGGCUGUUAAUUCGGUGCUGUGGCAGGUAUCUGGGAGUGUACCUCCAGCUGGGGAGACGGAGUCUACGGUUAAGGAGGUCGUGCUUGGUGUGCCGUCGUCUGUCGUGCGGAAUUUCUCGCUGGUGCGGAUAUGGACGCCUUGGUUGGGGCCGAGGCAUGGGAGGAAGACGUUUCAGUUGACGGAGGAUGCAGUUCUGUGCUCAUUUUUGAGGACGGAUGGGACGCAUCUUGUUCUUUUGGGGGUGUCUGGUGUUGAUCAUAUGUUGACGCUGUUUCGGUCUGGUGAGAAGGGGGAGGUUAUUGUCAAGGCUCAGAGUGACAAUACGGAGACGACCAAGUUUAAGGUUCUGGCUGCUGUUGCUUACGAUUUUGAAGUUGCUAUGAGUGCUGUGAUGUAUGAAGCACGAAAGCUUGUCCGGGUCGCAAGCCAGGGGAGCCAGGAAGAGGAGAAGAAGGAUGAGAAGAGCGAAGAAAAACCAGCUGAGGAGGAAGAACGCCCGUCGAGCUCUGCAUCGCCUACCGGAGACGACCUUGUUAUGGUAGAGAAAGACCCUAAAGUGCAAUGGCUAACGGAGUGGUACGACGGCCUGACGUACUGUACCUGGAACGGGCUGGGCCAGAACCUGACGGAGGAGAAGAUCCUGCAUGCCCUAGACGCACUGAAGUCCCACGGCAUCAAGAUAGUCAACCUCAUUAUCGACGAUAACUGGCAAACCCUGGACAAUGAAGGCGACUCGCAAUUCAAACGGCGUUGGACGCAGUUCGAAGGUAACCCUCGCGCGUUCCCUGAAGGACUAAGACAAACCGUCCAGGCCAUCCGACAGCGCCAACCAAGCAUUGAGCAUAUCGCCGUCUGGCACGCCCUCUUCGGCUACUGGGGUGGCAUCUCCCCCAAUGGUGAUCUCGCCCAGCGCUUCAAAACCAAAGAAGUCAAGAUCAAGGACCCAGCCGCCGGAGCACCACUACCCCAUGCCUUCGACAACGGCGUCCUGCUCGCCAUCGAACCAGAAGACAUCCAAACCUUCUACGACGAGUUCUACUCCUACCUAACCUCCGUCGGGAUCGACUCCGUCAAAACAGACGCCCAAUUCUUCCUAGAUCUACUAGCAACUCCCGAAGACCGCCGCCGCUUCAUCCCUUCCUACCAAGACGCCUGGUCUAUCGCCUCCCUGAAACACUUCAGCACAAGAUCCAUCUCCUGCAUGUCCACCUUCCCACAGGCAAUUUUCCACUCCCAGCUUCCCACAAACAAACCAUCCAUUCCCCUCCGCAACUCAGACGACUUCUUCCCAGCAAUCAAGACAAGCCAUCCAUGGCACGUCUUCUGCAACGCCCACAACACCCUCCUCACCCGCUUCCUCAAUGUCCUCCCAGACUGGGACAUGUUCCAAACCUCCCACCCUUACGCCUCCUUCCACGCCGCCGCGCGCUGCGUCUCUGGCGGCCCAAUCUACAUCACCGACGAACCAGGCAAACAUGACCUUGCCGUCCUCAACCAAAUGACCGCCCCAACAACCCACGGCACAACCGUCAUCCUCCGCCCCAGCAUCGUCGGCCGCGCAAUGGACAUAUACCACGACUACAAUGAGGGCCACGUCCUCCCCGUAGGCACAUACACAGGUCCAGCACGAACGGGGAGCGGAAUCCUGGGCCUCUUCAACAUCCAAGACUCCGAAUCAUGCAAACUCGUGUGCCUGAGAGAUUUCCCAGGUAUCCACGAGGGUUCGAACGGCCACUAUGUCGUCCGCGCGCAUACCAGCGGGCGCGUCUCCGACCCCAUGCACCCCGCAGAUGAAGACUCCCUCGUCAUGGUCGAGCUCGGUCAAAAGGGCUGGGAAAUUUUAACCUCCUACCCCACGCACUCCUUCACGCUGCGCGGGAGUCGCGGCUGCGGCUCUAAAACGAGUAACCUCACGCACGUCGCUGUCCUAGGCUUACUGGGUAAAAUGACCGGUGCGGCAGCGAUAGUCAGCUACGAUGUGUUUAUUGUUGAAAAUGGACGGUUGAGGUUCGAUAUCGCGCUGAAGGCGCUGGGGACGCUGGGGAUUUAUUUCUCUGAUUUGGAAGAUCAUAGUAUUGCGAGGAACUUUAUGGUGAUGAUUUCUGGGAGGGCGGUGCCGAGGAGGACGGUUUGGAAGGAGGGGGGUGAGGGGAGUAGGGUUUUGGCGGUUGAUGUGUUGGGUGCGUGGAGGGGGAUGGGGUUGGAUAGUGGAUGGGGGAAUGAGGCUGUUGUGCAGGUUUUUGUUGGUUGA